AAUCAUUAGUUCUAUUUUUGUAAGAAUAAACGUUAUGUUUCUUAUUAUUAACAGGAAAAUUAGGAGAUUAUUAAUUUAAUAAUAUACUAGCGGCACUUCAUCAUGUUCUCCCGCACGGCAAUGUUAUGGCAAAGGUGUGGUAAAGGCCGAAUUCAACCUGAAGUCGCUGCCAAAAUUGAACAAGCCUACAAGACAAUAUCAAAUAGCAACUCAAAAUCGUUAGUCAAAAAACAUUUAACAAAAGAAACAUAUGAAAAGUUAAAGGAUAUAACGACCCCAAUGGGUUCCACUUUACUAGACUGCAUUCAGUCAGGAGCUGCUAAUCUGGAUUCUGGAGUAGGAUUAUAUGCACCGGAUGCAGAUGCAUACACUGUUUUUCAUGAGCUGUUCAAUCCUCUAAUAGCUGAAUAUCAUUCAUUUAAAAACAGCAAGCAUCCGCCAUCAUGUUGGGGCGAUCCGGUCGCAUUUUCUAACAUUGAUCCUUCCAAUAAGUAUAUUAUAAGUACACGAGUACGUACUGGACGUUCUAUCAAGGAUUAUCCUUUUGCUGCCAAGAUGACCGAAGAUGAUUACAAAGAGUUGGAGCAGAAGAUCUCAAUGGCGGUAAACAGUUUCCAGGGCGAACUUCAAGGCACCUAUUAUCCAUUGAAACUUUUGGUACCUACUGAACAACAGAAAUUAGUCGACGAUCAUUACUUGUUCAAAGAAGGUGAUCGUUUCCUUACAGCAGCAAAAAUAUGUCGAUUUUGGCCCACUGGUCGAGGCAUUUUCUAUAAUCCUAGUAAAACCUUUAUUGUAUGGAUAAACGAAGAAGAUCACAUGCGUAUAAUUUCUAUGCAAAAGGGUGGUGAUAUUAUGGCUGUUUACAAGCGCCUAAAAGAAGGCGCUGAAUAUUUAGAAACGUGCAUGGAAUUUGCACAUAAUGAUAAGUACGGGUAUUUGACAUCUUGUCCCACUAACAUAGGAACGGCUAUACGCGCUUCUGUUCACAUUAGUCUACCACAUCUAGCAGCAAACCGAACGAAAUUAGAGGAAAUCGCUGGACGAUAUAAUCUGCAAGUGCGUGGUACCGAAGGAGAACACACUGAAUCAGUGGAUAACGUCUAUGAUAUUUCAAAUAAACGUCGUCUUGGUCUGACUGAAUUUAUGGCCAUUAAAGAAAUGAGCGAUGGUAUAAGGGAAUUGAUUAAACAUGAAGAAUCCGGAGAUGAAUAAAUUUCACAUCCUGCAACUAUACAACUAUUUCAUGUAAACAACAAGUAAGAAAUAAAACAUUGAACUACA
Messenger RNA from Dalotia coriaria, 1284 nucleotides. RefSeq names its product arginine kinase-like. Gene Ontology annotation, biological process: phosphocreatine biosynthetic process. The record is from RefSeq and is a predicted model, not a curated record. Bases 103 to 1215 code for a protein of 370 amino acids. Lineage: Eukaryota; Metazoa; Arthropoda; Insecta; Coleoptera; Staphylinidae. Gene Ontology annotation, molecular function: creatine kinase activity. The transcript has 4 exons.